Molecule: messenger RNA, 1471 nt
Organism: Cricetulus griseus (Chinese hamster)
Lineage: Eukaryota; Metazoa; Chordata; Mammalia; Rodentia; Cricetidae
Source: RefSeq, a predicted model, not a curated record
UUGCUGGAGCCCUCUGAGCUUUGGAGGAACUAGGGCCAGAAGCUGGCACAGUAGGAUGCCCCCGUGUCCUCCUCAGCAGAACAGGGACAGGUUGUCACAGCUGCCUGUUGGGGAGCUGGGCGAGAUGGAAUUGACUUGGCAAGAGAUCAUGUCCAUUACUGAGCUGCAGGGUCUAAAUGUUCCAAGUGAGCCAUCCUUUGAGCCCCAAGCACCCACCCCAUAUGCUGGACCACUGCCACCUCCAACAUACUGCCCCUGUUCAGUUCACCCAGAUGCAGGCUUUUCCCUGCCCCUACCACCUUAUGAGCUGCCAGCAGCAUCUACUCCCCAUGUCCCAGACCUCCCAUACUCCUAUGGCAACAUGGCUAUACCAGUGUCAAAGCCACUCACCCUUUCAGGCCUGCUCAAUGAGCCCCUCCCGGACCCCUUAGCUCUCCUGGACAUUGGGCUACCAGUGGGGGCACCCAAGCCCCAAGAAGACCCAGAAUCCGACUCAGGAUUAUCCCUCAACUACAGUGAUGCAGAAUCUCUUGAGCUAGAGGGUGCAGAGGCUGGCAGGCGGAGGAGCGAGUAUGUGGACAUGUACCCGGUGGAGUACCCUUACUCCCAUAUGCCCAACUCCUUGGCCCACCCUAACUAUACUUUGCCACCCACUGAGAACCCCUUGGGCUUAGAGUCAUCCUCUGGCCCUGUGCGGGCUAAGCCUGCUGUUAGGGGAGAGGCGGGGAGUCGGGAUGAGCGGCGCGCCAUGGCCAUGAAGAUUCCUUUCCCUACGGACAAGAUUGUCAACUUGCCUGUAGAUGACUUUAAUGAGCUGUUGGCGCAGUACCCGCUAACAGAGAGCCAGUUGGCUCUAGUUCGGGACAUCCGACGGCGGGGCAAGAACAAGGUGGCAGCCCAGAAUUGUCGCAAGAGAAAACUGGAAACCAUUGUGCAGCUAGAGAGGGAGCUGGAGCGGCUGGGUAGUGAAAGAGAGCGGCUUCUCAGAGCCCGAGGCGAAGCCGACCGCACUCUGGAGGUCAUGCGCCAACAGUUGGCAGAGUUGUACCAUGACAUUUUCCAACAUCUUCGGGAUGAAUCUGGCAACAGUUAUUCACCGGAGGAAUAUGUACUGCAACAGGCUGCUGAUGGGGCCAUCUUUCUGGUGCCCCGUGGGACCAAGAUGGAGACCACCGAUUGAGCUGGCUUAGAGGAGACUGACAAUGGUGCUAGGGCCGCCCCCACAUUCCCUUCUGAUAAAGGUACUCCCCAGCCCCAGGACCCAUAAGGCACUGCAUUCUUCAGACCAAGAGGGCAGAUGCAACCUUAGCAUUUGGAUGUCCCAAGGUAUGUUCAGUGAGGUUAGCCUAGAGGCCAGGGAGUGCUGGCUUCUCAGGCCCCAAAUCUCCACCUCUUCUCUAAGCUUUGGUUCAUAAAGAGCUGUGUGGAAAUAAGCUUUCCAUUGUCUUCUUUCUUGAGUGUGAUGGAGAUA